GCGUCUGUGUAACCGGGCUGCACGUGGUGAGUGUGAAUGUGAACAGAAUCAUCGUCACACCUGCAAGCCCGACCUGGGUGCAACGCCGGUUUGCGAUCCUCCGUGCAUGUGAUAGCAAUUUGAAGAGGCCCAAACGAUGAUUCACAUAUAUAGAUGCGGCGAGUUCACAUUUUCACACAAUAUGUGGGAUGCUGGGUAUCCGACGAAGUACCGACUUCAGACUCUUGCGACAGGCAAAACAUUGUCAGAGCAGACGAUUACCUCAAUCGCUGUGAGCGAGGUACUGCCUGGAAGUCAGACCCGAUUCCCCGGCUUAGGGUUCCUUGAAUCGCCUUCCUCUGGUGCUCUUCAUACACACGCUCAUCAGAAGUCGCGUGAAGUCGCGUGUACGCGCUAUCAAGCUCGACCAAGUCAAGAAGCGGCGACCUCUGCGCGCCGACCAGAUAUGAGGAAGAAGCACUUCGAAGCGCAUUGUGCCCUAUGCGUGUAUUAUGAAUCAAAGCCGUCCCCCUCAUGGCGUCAAAAUGCUACACUGCCAUACCCAGUUGGAGUGUGGGAGCGCUUAGAGAGAGGCUUUCCCCUUGCCAAGUCUAGCUAUUGUUUGGCAGCUGUGUGAGGGUUGAAUCGACGUUGUUUUCCACUUUUGAAGGCGGGAGCUAGGGCACUACAAGGGUAGCUAGAGCUUCCUUCGCUUCUGUAAAUGGGAAGUUUGGAGGUGAUGCUCUGGGUGAAAGCUGACCGCGAGCGAGCAAACUCACGCCAACGUGCCAUAGGCAAUAAGGCGUAAGAGCGUGUGUAUGCCGUAACUUGCCCAGUCAGAAAUGAUGAACAGGCACAAUCGAAACAUGAAAGACAAAUGAGGUGCUUCCUCAUCACUCGGACAUGCUGUCGAGUUGCUCCAAACUAGACAACCUCUUCCCAAUCUUCUGUUCAUUUCUUGCGAGCCAAUCUCCCUACUCCAGCCGUGGCUUGGCAGUUACGGGAACUCGUCCUCGCUUUCGCUUCAAGCUUUAAUAGCACGGAUAUCGUUAGUGUUAUGCCGC
Molecule: messenger RNA, 1043 nt
Organism: Paraphaeosphaeria sporulosa
Lineage: Eukaryota; Fungi; Ascomycota; Dothideomycetes; Pleosporales; Didymosphaeriaceae
Exons: 1
Coding region: 137-616 (159 amino acids)
Source: RefSeq, a predicted model, not a curated record